CAAUUAUAAAUACCCUCUUCAGACCUAAAUCCCUAAAACGGUUAUCGAGUCUCGCUCUUGUCGAACAAAUUUUAGCCAUGUACUCAUCCACCAUGGUUCCGAAACGGAAUAAUAUUCCAAAACUGAGUGACGUUGGGAGGAUCAAGGUUACGGGAUAUGACACUGGUCUUCCUCUUGAUGAUGUCUACACGGCGUUGGCAGAACAUUUCUCUUCAUGUGGAGAGAUCUGGGAGAUUUAUGUUCCCUUAAAAUUUGAUGAGACUAAGACGAGUCUCAACAGUCAUGGUGUUAUUUGUUUACUGGGGGGACAAGACGCAGUAGAUAAGGCCUUGCAACUUACUGGAAGUAACGUGGGAGGAUGGAAUGUCUCUGUUGAGGCUUAUCCGUAUCCGGCAAACGCAAACGAUAGGGUUAUUGUAAUAGUUGAAGGAUAUGACACUUCGCUUAGGAAGAGUCAAAUCUCCAGGGCUUUGGUUAAACUUUUCUCUCCAUAUGGAACUAUCAGACGCCUCUAUUUUAUCAAGAAGAGCUCAGUUAGAGCUUCUGUUCACGGAAAAGACGUAGCUGAUACCGUGACUCAACUUAAUGGGAGCUACAUGCGAGGACGCAAAUUAGCUGUUUGGGUGACUGCCAAACCGGAAAUACCUAUACGCCUCAUUCGCCGCCGCGUCAAUUUCAGUAAACCUAUUCCUCCUCUCCAAGAUCCUUCUGCCAUGGAUGCAGCCAUUCCAAAAAGCAGAAGUGAAACCUCCAUGGCCCCAUCUGAAUCUGCUAAGAAGAAUGAGAAGAUAAGUGAGGAAGCUACAGUGGAGAGUAAAGCCUUUUCUAGUAGUGUUGAGAAGCAAACGCCUGACCUAGAUGGCCUCAUUGUUAAAGAGUUAUGCAUGGGAAACCCCAACGGCAAGAAAGCUGAGCCUGGCAAAAGGGUAAGUGUCCAUUAUACUGGAAAGCUUCAAGGGAAUGGGAAGAUUUUCGAUUCCACCGUUGGAAAAUCACGUUAUAAGUUUCGUCUAGGUGCUGGAAAAGUCAUUAAGGGAUUGGAUGUUGGCGUCAAUGGAAUGCGUGUUGGUGGCAAAAGAAUGCUUACAAUUCCUCCAGCAAUGGGCUAUGGUGCGGAAGGUGCUGGUAGCAUUCCUCCUUACUCUUGGCUGGUCUUUGAUGUCGAGCUGCUUAAUGUUAAAUAAAGCUGUCCUCUAAUCCCUCGAGACCUUCCUAAGACUGAAUCCAAUUAAAGCUUGCUGACGUGGCGGAAGUUUGUAUAUAUAGUCUUUAAAUAAGCUGAUGUGGCUCAAUUUGCUGACAUGGCAACACGAAAAAGACUCUCAACUAAACUGAUGUGGAUGGUUUGAGAGGCUAUGAGUUCCUUUUAUUAGUAGUAGAUUUUAUAUGAUUAUCUCACAAGUAAAGAUGUCUUCAUGCGUGUUACAAUAAUGGUUCUUUCAAACUUUUUCGUAUCUUAUAAAUUUCUCAGUUUUUU
Molecule: messenger RNA, 1477 nt
Organism: Arabidopsis lyrata subsp. lyrata
Lineage: Eukaryota; Viridiplantae; Streptophyta; Magnoliopsida; Brassicales; Brassicaceae
Exons: 11
Coding region: 78-1184 (368 amino acids)
Molecular function (GO): nucleic acid binding; peptidyl-prolyl cis-trans isomerase activity
Source: RefSeq, a predicted model, not a curated record